Molecule: messenger RNA, 2266 nt
Organism: Actinia tenebrosa (Australian red waratah sea anemone)
Lineage: Eukaryota; Metazoa; Cnidaria; Anthozoa; Actiniaria; Actiniidae
Product: eukaryotic translation initiation factor 2A-like
Biological process (GO): translational initiation
Cellular component (GO): cytosolic small ribosomal subunit
Molecular function (GO): translation initiation factor activity; mRNA binding; protein binding
Source: RefSeq, a predicted model, not a curated record
CCUGGAAAAGGCUUGUAGAAGAAGCCCAGUUUAUGCAGGGAAACCUUCAUGUAUCUUGUUUGACUGCAUUGUUAAAGAACAUGGCAUUGAUCCUUCCAGGACUUGUAUGGUUGGGGACACAAACRACAGCCUGGGACUAAUAGUCUCUUUUCGGUGCUCCUGCCCAGUUUCUCUCGUUCUCAGGAUUCAAAAUGGCGGCUCCAGUGGCAAAAAUCGCACUUAGAAGCCCUGGAGGAGUUUUUAUGGUCGAUGGAAGCUCUCCAUUCAAAGAGUCUGGAAAAUUCGAGAGGGAUACUUCACCAAGAUGUGGGGUGAUGACGUUCAGUCGGGAUGGGUCCUUGUUUGCUUGGUGUAAUUCGUCAUGCAUAACCAUUGUUAACACGGCUGAUGGACAAGUGAUACAAAAAAUUCCAAGAGCCAAAACAAGUCAACUCCGCUUUUCACCAUUGGGUACAUAUCUAUCGUCAUGGGAACCAUAUGCAGUGACGAAAGAAAAUCCAGCUGGAAUAAAAAAUCUUGAAAUAUGGGAAGUGAAAACUGGGAAUCUGAUGACCUCAUUUUCACAGAAGAAACUUGAGACAUGGGAACCACGCUGGACUGAUAAUGAAAAAGUGUGUGCAAGAUCUGUAACCAAUGAGGUUCAUUGUUUUCAUGAUGGCAACUUUGGUACCAUCGCUGCCAAGUUAAGACUACAGGGGGUUGGAAGCUUUGAGAUUUCUAGAGGUCCAGCACCAUACACUAUAGCUGCCUAUGUACCUGGAGCAAAGGGAGCUCCAGCCUACGUCAGGCUUUACAGACAUCCACAGUUUGACAGUCCUGGAGCUGUUCUUGCCAACAAAAGUUUCUUUAAAGCAGAUAGUGUGAAUAUUAAAUGGAAUGACAAGGGUACUGCAGUUCUUGUACUAGCCAUCACUGAUGUAGACAAAUCUGGUGCAUCAUAUUAUGGUGAACAGACUCUACACUACAUCAAUACUAGUGGAGAAAGCAGUAUGGUACAGCUAGCAAAGAGAGGUCCUAUAUAUGAUGUGAAAUGGAGCCCAAAUUCCAAGGAAUUUGGUGUCGUAUAUGGCUUUAUGCCGGCCAAGGCAACAUUGUUUGAUAUCAAGUGCGAGCCUAUUUUUGACUUUGGUACUGGACCUAGAAAUGAGAUUCACUACAAUCCACAUGGAAAUAUUGUCUGUGUCUGUGGGUUUGGAAAUCUACAAGGCUGGAUGGAAAUGUGGUCCCGAAAGGAUUUGAAAAUGAUCAACAAAUUCCAGGCCUCUGAUACAACGAUGUUUGAGUGGAGUCCUGAUGGAGAGCAUAUCCUAACAGCUACGACAGCCCCCCGACUCAGGGAGGGAAAUGGUUUUAAAGUAUGGCACUACUGUGGAAGUCUUCUGUACAAGAAAGAUAUCCCUGAACUUUAUCAGGCAUUGUGGCAGCCAUUCCCAGUAGGUGUAUUUCCUGAGAAGCCUGUUUCUUUUAAUAAAGCUGCUUCCUCCAUGGCUGUUGCUCAAUCACCUCAACCCAAGGCUGCAUACAUCCCUCCCAGUUUGAGAGGAACAGGAAUGAAAACAAUAAAACUGCAUGAARUUGAACCACCCCAAAACAAGAAGAACCAAGAACCAGUCUCCAAAUCAGCUGCAAAGAACAAGAAGAAGCGAGAAGCAAAGGCUAGAGCAAAGGAAACUGAGCAAGUAGCAAAUCAGGUUUUAGCUACAUCAGGACCACCAGCACCAACCAGUGCUCCAUCACAACCUGUAGCUAUAGCUGAUGACAAGAAACUAAGAAAUCUGAAAAAGAAAUUAAGGCAAAUUGAGGACCUUAAAGAAAGUCAAAAAGCUGGACAGAAGCUGGAAGCAAAUCAGCUUGAAAAGAUGAAAGCAGAGGCAUCAUUAAUAAAAGAGAUUGAGGCAUUGGAACUGAGUAGAUGACACGAGUUACAAAUAAUAAUAAUAAUAAUAAUAAUAAUAAUACUACAAAUAUAUUGUACAUGUUAAAAUUUUCUGUAUUAGUCUACUGGACUAUUUUCAUAGGUUAGCAUUCGUUCACAUUGGCCAAAAUGACCUUUUGAAUUAUAAAACAUUAGAAUGAGGCAGUAUUUAUUGUUUCACAGUCAAAGGUCCUUUUGGCGUGAGAACRAAUGCUUACCAUUUUCAUUGGUUUUGAAAUAUUUUGACAAUUUUAGAAUUGGACUUCCUGUGGAUAAGGAUAAAGGAAAACCCAACUCUAAAAUUGUUCAUACAAGGUUUAGUAGGAACAAUAAAAACAACUUUUAACUUUA